Molecule: messenger RNA, 3939 nt
Organism: Gopherus evgoodei (Goodes thornscrub tortoise)
Lineage: Eukaryota; Metazoa; Chordata; Testudines; Testudinidae
Gene: SPHK2
Product: sphingosine kinase 2
Exons: 5
Coding region: 1034-2797 (587 amino acids)
Biological process (GO): positive regulation of apoptotic process; sphinganine-1-phosphate biosynthetic process; sphingosine biosynthetic process
Cellular component (GO): membrane; cytoplasm; intracellular membrane-bounded organelle
Source: RefSeq, a predicted model, not a curated record
AUAAAGAUGGCCGCCACAAGGGCUGUCGCAGGAGGGCGAAGCUGGUGUGACUGAUGCUGCCCUCCAGAAAGGUGGCCGCCUCCUGGCCCGGGAGUGGGGGUGGAGGUAGAGCGCCCUGAUUGGUGGGCCUGGAAGGGGCCGCUCUGUGAUUGGCUGGAGCCUGCCACUCCUCCCCAUUUAUGGGGCCGGCUAGCGCCUGCUGGAAGCACUUCCUGCAGAGAGGGAGGGAGGCAGGUCCAGGGGCAGGGGCCCAGCGGGAAGGGGGGGCCAGCAGCACCUGCUCUUGGGGGCGGGGGAUGGUGGCAGGUGUCAGCCCUGCGGGGUGGCCCAUUUCCCAGCCCCUCUGCCCCGUAGCGCGGGGCCAGGCUGCUCCCCGCCUGCGUCCCUAGCUGGGGGGCUCCGAGCAGGGCCUGGAUCGGGUCCAACCCCCCCAUUUCCCCGGGCCCCAUUGCGGGGGGAAGAAACUUUCCAAGUGUCUUUAAAAGUCCCAGCGACUCCUGGCUCCCUCCUGCCUAGCCGGGCCCCCCACCCCCAGGCGGGAGCAGACAUCGGGGAGGGGGGAGAGGGCUGGAGCCACCUCACUCCCCCCUCCCCGCUGGGCCCCUCGGGAGGGGAAAGGCUAAAGCCGGUUUCUGGAUCCCUGCGGGCCCUUCCCCCUGCUGAGCUGCUUAGUCAGGCCGGCUCUCAUUCCUCGGCUGCUUGAGAUUUCCCAUAUUCCUGCCCUGGGGCGCUCCCCUUGGGGAUGGGGUGCCGUGGGGCGUGAAGAUCCCACCGGAGUCUGGGUGGGCCAGAGACAGCAGAACAGACUUGGGGGUUGGGUCUGGACGUUUCUCCUAGUGGGGUUAGUUGUCCCUGGCCCGGCGCUGAUCCACCCCUCGCCCAGGAGCGGGCCAUGUCCUAGUGGAGAUUUGGUCUGCGUUUGGGCGGGGUGGGGUGGGGAACUAGGGGAGAGUGGAUGGUGCUGGAAGGACCCACCCAAGGUGUGGCUUGAGCCUGCUGGGGGGGCAGGUUGGGCCACAGCACCGCCGGGAAGAUGAACCUCGUUCUGGGGCCGUACGGUGAGGGCGUGGAGACGCUGCUUCACGGGGAGUUUGGGGCUUACCCCUCCAAGGGAUCCCGCUAUGCCCUCAGCCUGACCCAGACAGCGCUGCACAUCCAGCGGCUGGUGCCCAAGCCGGAGACAGACCAGCGCACCGUGGUGCCCCUGGCCGAGGUGGUGGGCUGCCACACGCUGCGUAACCGGGCAUCGGCUGACCGGGCGGCGUAUUUCUCUGUCUACGCCUACCCGCUGAAGAAGAGGAAGGUGGCGGUGGGAUCGGGACGCGGGCGGCAGAGGGCGGCACGGACCUUCCAGGUGGACGGGGCCGACGACUAUGAGAAGAACCAAGCGGUGGCAGAGAAAUGGGCAGCUGCCAUCAAGUGCCUGGUGUUGGGCAUCCCCAUCUCCAGUGACACAGAUAUCGCUCCCAGCCUCCUGCCGCGCCCACGCCGGCUGCUGCUGCUGCUGAACCCGUUUGGGGGCAGGGGCCUGGCCCUCCAGUGGUGCCAGACCCACGUGCUGCCCAUGAUCACAGAGGCGGACAUCAGCUUCAACUUGAUCCAGACAGAGAGGCCAAACCACGCCCGGGAGCUGGUGAAGGGCAUCAAUGUGGCAGAAUGGGAUGGGAUCGUCGCCGUCUCAGGGGAUGGGCUCCUAUAUGAGGUUCUCAACGGGCUCAUGGAGCGCCCCGACUGGAAGCAGGCCAUCAAGAUUCCCGUUGGGAUUUUACCGAGUGGUUCGGGGAACGCAUUGGCCGGAGCCAUCAACUGUAACGCCGGCAGGCUGGAGCAGGUGCUGGGCCUGGAGCUGCUGCUGAACUGCGCCCUGCUGCUGUGCCAUGCGGCCGUGACCCCCCUGGACCUGGUGGCCGUCACCACGGCCUCGGGCGCCCGCUGCUUCUCCUGCCUCAGCGUGGCCUGGGGCUUCAUCUCGGACGUGGACAUCGAGAGCGAGAAGUACCGGCACAUGGGCGCCGCCCGCUUCACGCUGGGCACCCUGGUGCGCCUGGCCUCCAUGCACACCUACCGCGGCCGCCUCUCCUACCUGCCCGCCGCCGACGCCACCGCCCACCGGCCCAUCUCCCGCAGCAUCACGGUGGCCCCCAACGGCCGCCUGCCCCUGCAGCGCCUGCCCCUGCACCGCGCCCUGUCCGACAUGGGACUGUGUGAGGAGCGUCACGCCUUCUGGGGGGCCGAGCCGGCGCCCGUGCCCUGCCCCUCCCCCGGCUCCCCGCCUCCCUCCUCUGCCUCCAUCCUGCCCCCGCCCAGCUUCUCCUUCGAACCCGGGCCGGGGGAGCUGCCGGCCGGUGGGGCGGGUGAGGCCCGGGUGGGCGGCCCCCCGGAUGAGCUGCUGGUGCCGCUGGGGCAGCCGGUGCCUGGCUCCUGGGUGACGGUGGAGGACGACUUCGUGCUAGUGCUGGCCAUUUACCAGAGCCACCUGGGGGCCGACCUCUUUGCCGCCCCCUUUGCCCGCUUCGACGACGGGCUCAUCCACCUCUGCUUCAUCAAAGCCGGCAUCUCCCGCGCCGCCCUGGUCCGCCUUUUCCUGGCCAUGGAGAAGGGCAGCCACUUCGAGCAGGAGUGCCCACACCUCGUGCACGUGCCCGUCCGGGCCUUCCGCCUGGAGCCCCUCACCCGCAAGGGCAUCCUGACCGUGGACGGCGAGCGGGUGGAAUACGGCCCCAUCCAGGGCCAGGUGCACCGGGGCCUCGCCAGAUUGAUCACCGGUGUCGACCGCCUCAAGAUCGCCACCGGCUGAUGCCCCCUGGCUGGGCGCAGAGGGGGGAGCCCCAGUCCCCUCCAGCUGGCAUGGUGCAGGGGGUAGCAGGGGCCGUGCUGCCCUCCCUCCUGGCGGCAGCGGGGACCGAGAUGCGCUCCCCUGCCCGGGUCCUGCCUAAAGCUGCGUAUUUAUUGCUUUGAUCCUGGCAUCACCCGCUGAAUGAAUGUAAGGAGGGUGUGACCCCCAGGGGGAGGGGGGUCUCCCACCCUGUGGGGGUUGCAGGAGGGAAAGGGACGGGCUCCGUGAGGUGCUGUGCGUGGCCCUUUUCCACUGCCCCCCCAUCCCGCAUCUAGGGGGCACUAGGGAGUCGCAACCGGGGCACGUUCUCACUGCGUGCCACGGAGGGGGAGGCUGUUCCCGUGGGGGGAGCCACGGGGCUGGUGCCUCCAGCCACGGGGGGGAGUGGGAGGGGUUGGCAGGUGUCCCAGCAGGCACUGCAGUACCUGUGUUCCCCCCCCCCCCCAGGGUGCAACCUGGAGUUGGGGCUGCAGGCAAGACGCUCCCCUUACACGUGGGGUGGUGGUGGGAGGAGUGGCUUUGCAGACCAGUUGUUGAUUUCUGUGGUGUGGUCAUUCUGGUUGGUUGCCCCUUCUCUAACCACUAGCGCCCCACUCCCCCCUGAGCCAGGGUAGAACCCAGGAGUCCUGGCUCCCAGUCUCCACCCCACCCCUGCUCUAAUCACUAGACCCCACUCCCCUACGUGAGCAGCAGGUACAAUUUUUGAAGGGGAAUGGGGUCUACUCAGGGGCGGGAGCCAGGACUCGUGGAGUCUUUUCCUGACUCUGGGAGGGGAGUGGAGCCUAGUGGGUGAGGACAGUGGUGGGUAGGUACGUGCCUCAGUUUCCCUCUGUCCCAGAGGCUGGCCCCCUCCAAUGGCCAUGUGCCAGGUGCACCAGAGCCCAGUGGGAAGGGGCAGGGCCCAGCAAAGGCCGCACAGUGGAGAUUUCUUUGCACUAAAACCUCUUGUGUUCUGUGAGUGGGGAGGCUGGAGUGCUGCCAGGGGGAGGGGAGGGAGGAGAUGACAAUGUCUGUCUGUCCUGUGUAUCCUACUAGUUGCUGCUACCAACAGCCUCUCUUCCCCCCCCCCCCAACUUUGAUGUGAGCAAGAAACUAGAAUGAGC